UGUAUGUGAAUCUCCAUGGCUGUCCGAGGAACCGUUCCUCCGCCGGAUUAUUACCCGUUUGAUAUCGCACUCUCAGCACAGCCUCCUGAAGAUCUGCAAGGCUUUUACAAGGGAAACCAACACAUGUUGAGCAGAUCCGGCUCGCAUUAUGGGCUGGCAGGAGGGGUCAGGAGCGCUUGGGAUCAAGGACAAGCUCGUGCGAACACUCCCGGCCCUAUUCCCAAUCCUCCUCCUCCUCCUCCUCCUCCCUCGGCUCAUGAGAUCAGCCGCUUGUACAGGGAUUCUCUCUCCAUCAAGAUGAUCCCAGACACUCAGCGUAUCCGCAGCAGAGCCGCUUCUCCCGCUUGCUUCGGGCUCGACUCCAGGUAUCCGUCCGAACACGUUUACGGCGAGGUGAACGGUUUCCCCGUGGAGUCGUCCACUUGUAUAGUUGUGGAUCCCAUGGAUGGGAAUCUUCCUCGGGGAACACAGGUGUACGGCUCCGUCGCGUCCCAAAGGAUGCCUUACGAUCCCGCGUACGAUCCGGGAUCCUCCAUGUUGCCGGCCGCUCCGAUUCCGCUUUCAACCGGGCAGCACCCGCCAGGAUCCGACCCGAAGCGAAACGUGGAUCCGGGAUUUCUCUCUCUCCUCCGUUCCGAGGGUCUCUCGGAAAGCACUAUAACUCUUCUCCUCCAGCAUGGAUUCGACUCCAGCUCGAUGCUCACGAUGAUGGAAGAUCACGACAUCCGCUCCGUCGCUCCUAAUCUGGGACAGGCACGUGUGUUGUCUCGCUUGGUGAUCAAUUGUAAGUCGGGCGCGACCGGAACGACAUCCAUCCGAGGGCGAUCCAACAGCUUCAGCCAUCGAAGUGAUCUCUACAUGCAGCCUCAAGCGCUCAACAUGGACUCCCAUCUCAUCCAACAGCCUCCCGGCGCCAUGCAGUCCGUGUCUCCCAGAAUGGGAGAGUUUUUAGGGCGUCGACCCAGCAGCGCUCCGUCCCAACAUCUCCUCGAGACCUCCACAUAUCAAACCGGCCGGACGAUGGGAGGUCUCCCGAUCAACCCGGCUGGAUUCCCCACUUCUCAUCCCCAAUCCCGACCGCUGUCCAUGUUUAACGCUCACACCGGCCUGGCCAUGUCGGCUCUUCCCGCUCAACAGCAGAACGCGAGCGCACCGGGAAUGGCUCCCAAAACCUUCUCGAGCCCGUACUCCCCCAUGGAGCUGAUGAAGCGCCCGCCGAAUCUCCCUCUCUCUCCGGCUCUCAGUCCCCAUCACAGUCCUCAGGUCAUGCGGAAAGGAGUCGCUCCGGUGGACGGGAACGCUCUCCCGGCGUCGUCUUCCCACCAGCACCAAUCCGUCAAUCCCAAUAACAAACUGACCCGCCGGACCGGACCGCCCGUCAUCGUGUCCACCAUGGCGUCUCCCGACACAAGUAUCCGGCCUCAGAUGGUGAACGGCCCGAAUCACCCCCGACCUCUCGUGGCGCUGCUGGACGGCCGCGACUGUACGGUGGAGAUGCCGAUCCUCAAAGACCUCGCCACUGUAGCCUUCUGUGACGCCCAGACCACUCAGGAGAUCCACGAGAAGGUGUUGAACGAGGCUGUCGGCGCUCUGAUGUAUCACAGCAUCACACUGACGCGAGAAGAUCUGGAGAAGUUUAAAGCCCUCAGGAUCAUCAUCCGCAUCGGCAGCGGAUACGACAACAUCGACAUUAAAGCCGCCGGAGAGAUGGGUAUCGCGGUGUGUAACAUCCCCUCAGCCGCAGUGGAGGAGACGGCAGACUCGACUCUGUGUCACGUGUUGAAUCUGUACCGCAGGAACACGUGGCUCUAUCAGGCGCUGCGCGAGGGGACGCGCGUCCAGAGCGUCGAGCAGAUCCGGGAGGUGGCGUCAGGGGCCGCUCGCAUCCGCGGGGAGACGCUCGGACUCAUCGGCUUCGGUCGUUCGGGACAGGCCGUCGCCGUCAGGGCGAAAGUCUUCGGCUUCAACGUGAUCUUCUAUGACCCAUACCUGCAGGACGGGCUGGAGCGAUCGCUGGGCGUCCAGCGGGUUUACACACUUCAGGAUCUGCUUUACCAGAGCGACUGUGUGUCGCUGCACUGCAACCUGAACGAACACAACCAUCACCUCAUCAAUGACUUCACCAUCAAACAGAUGCGUCAGGGAGCGUUCCUGGUGAACACGGCGCGAGGCGGUCUGGUGGAUGAGAAAGCUCUCUCUCAGGCGCUGAAGGAGGGCAGGAUUCGUGGAGCGGCUCUCGAUGUUCACGAGACCGAACCCUUCAGUUUUGCGCAGGGUCCUUUGAAAGACGCCCCUAAUCUGAUCUGCACGCCACACACAGCCUGGUACAGCGAACAAGCGUCUCUAGAGAUGAGGGAAGCGGCAGCCACAGAGAUACGCAGAGCCAUCACAGGUCGUAUUCCAGACAGUCUGAGGAACUGCGUUAAUAAGGAGUUCUUCGUGUCCUCCGGCUCCUGGGGACUGAUGGAGCAGCAGGUUCAUCCGGAGCUCAACGGCGCCACAUACAGUCACGUCAACCAAUCACUGCACGCCAUCACGGCUGGCUCCGCCCCCCAAGACAAAAUCAAUGCCUAAACCAAGAGCAGGUUCCCAUCAGGAGUGGGCGGAGCGUCAGCUGGGGUCUUCCCGGCGGGUUUGGUGCCAGUGACCCAUUCAAUGCCCGCGGGGAACCACCCGUCACAGACACCGUCCCCGAACCAGCGGGAGAACAGAGAACACCUGACCGAGCAAUAACGUCACACACACACACACACACACACACACACACUGUUAUGCCACGUAAGAGGAACUUUACAGACUGAAAUCUCCGCCUCUUUACGUUUCAGUUUGUACUGUUUCGGAGGAUGUUUUGGUCAUGUGACUGCAGCACAGCGUCUCUGAUUGGACAGACACUUUUACCUCCAUAAACAGGAACACAAUGGAGUUUGUUAGUUUGAAGUGUUUCUUUUCACAAUCUUGCCUGUUUUUUUCCUCAUCUCGUAAGUGUGAAUUAUUUAAUUAAAAUAAAUCAGGCAAUAGCCACGCCCACUGGUCAUCCUUCAGGAUGAUUGACAGCUCAGCGCUCUGGGCUCUCAGACUUUAGCCAAGGAGUGAAACACCAAAAUAUUUCAUGCGUGUGUGUUUUGUUUGUGUGUCUGUUCAUCAAACCGUGACCUCUGUUAACGAACAGUCAAUGACUUUCUCCUAUUGGUUCAGCGUUCCAGCAGAUGACGAGGUUUAAAUGAAGAUCAUUCGGUAUUUUAAAUCGUGUGAGUUGUUGUUUUCGGUUCACGUCGGCUUCGCUCCUCUACAAGACUCAGGAAAAUCACAAUUUUUCUUUUUUCUCCACCAAAUCUUGCUAAUGAAUAAAUACAGAUGGUCUGCGUAUUUUCUCUUCGCUGUUUCAUUCAUGUUAGUAUUUUUAUAAAGUGACAUCUCAUGAAUACGGCAUUUGAUGAUAAUUAAAAAUAAUAAUAAUAAUUUGCAACUCCGGUAGGUUUGUGUUGCUAGACCCGUGUUCCCGUGAUCAUAGUCGAGUGUGAGUCUCUUUUAUUGGGUUUGUUGUAUUGAAGGGUGUUUGUCUGAUUCUCAUGUUUGUUUUAUUGUGAUUAUUUGUAUUUGUUUCUUGUACAAGGUGAACAUUUAGCAUCAGUACAGAUCAAAUAAAACAUGCAGGUUCAAAACUGUUCCUGCUUUAUGAUUGUAU
Messenger RNA from Pimephales promelas (fathead minnow), 3685 nucleotides. It is a transcript of the gene ctbp2l, whose product is annotated as C-terminal binding protein 2, like. Lineage: Eukaryota; Metazoa; Chordata; Actinopteri; Cypriniformes; Leuciscidae. Gene Ontology annotation, molecular function: transcription coactivator activity; transcription coregulator binding; transcription corepressor activity. Gene Ontology annotation, cellular component: nucleus. Gene Ontology annotation, biological process: regulation of transcription by RNA polymerase II. The record is from RefSeq and is a predicted model, not a curated record.